AAAAUAAAGUGGAUAUGUUUCCUAAUUAGGAAAUCAAGUAAACAAAUCAAAUGUUUGGUUACUGUUUGGUUAGAACAACUGCACGUCUUUCAUCCUUAUUGGACAAUACACAUUGGCAUUCUUCAUUUCUAGUCUUUCUACGCGAUAGCCAUAGUCACUUUUAAUAGUCUUAUCUUUGAAGCAAGGACCUUUUUUUUGGAACCGUAUUUCUAUGAAUUAAGUAUCACGAUAGUAUCGUCCCCUUAGCCCAGCCUAGGCUUUUUGUGUUUUGACGACGACAACCUCCCCGGAGCUUGGAAUUGCUGCUAGCUUCUUAUCGCUACCGAUGAAUCUGAACUAACUAGCAUCAUUCAACAAAGCAUCCAUAACAUAAUUCAGCAUCCAUACUUAUACUUGCUUAGUAAUAUUUCUAUAGUUUUCCUCCUCCAUGUCACUCAACGAGUUCAAGGUCCCGGAUAAACCAAGACCCAGGUCAGACAAAUCGGGAGAGACAUCAUCACAGCCCUGGACCGCGGCGCGUUGCCAACGCUUGCUCCGGCCGUUGCUCUCGCGGAUCGCUUCCCUGAGGAAAGACGCUGCAACAUCGCAACUAAGCGCUAGGGACGAUGAGCUUGAGCAGAAAGGAAGGGUUGCUGCGGCUGAGCAGCAGCCAAAUGCUAAUUGCGAGUGGUUAAGACCGCGCAAGAGGGUCCGCCUUACAUACUCUCAGAGGCGACCUACCAAUCAGGAUGGGCAAUCUAUGCUCAGCAAGGACCCAAAGGGAACGAGUACGACCAAAAACAUUCAACGGGGCGAGGGGAGAACUAUAAUUCCCGGCGAGAUAGUACCGGCUACUCCCGUAUUGAGACGGGCACGGGGCUAUGUUGUUCCAUCUCCUUCUGCAGCGUCCGGGCAAUCCAAGCGGGAGCAGGCUGAACAGCCCGCAGUAGGUUGCAGACGGGAUCAGUAUAAGGACCUUGAGAAACGUCUCGCAAGCUUACGGGCCCAGUCAACUUCGAACAAGCACAAUGACCUAGAGUCGAUUUAUAAAAGCCUGAAAGCGCUUUUAAAAGCAACGCGACAUACGACUAGCCGGGGACGAGGGCCGCGCUCAUUCCUCGAUAUGUGCUUACGAAAAGUGCCCUCGUAUAUUGAGGAGCUCGAGGCCUGGGAAAGGAAAGAAGCCGAGCAGAGCGGGAGUAUAUCUACACUGGACGACGUCGACACUUCUGCGGAGAUAUAUAAUUACCUGGAAUCGAUUGGAACAAACCAGAUCCGUGGAUGGAAACACCUCAGGAUAGUGGUUCGAGCAGAUGGGAUUAAUGCGGUGAAGCAAGGCGUUUUGGAGGGGCUAUUCGGUGAUGACUUCUCGCAACUACUCAUUGAUCUAUGUAUCCGAAUUGGUGCGUUGUCAGAGGCCGAAGAGCUCGUCGCGGCGUUAUCCGAUCGCCAGUACCCCUCGCCGACUGCGGCAGGUAGUUCCUUUGCUGAACUUGGAUGCUUCCGGCCCCUCUUGAUACUCUGGAAUUUUUCUAAUAAGCAUGGUCAUACUUCAUUUCUGCUCCGGCACUACUCGCUGUUGCUAUCUAACGGCAGUCUCCCCAAAGAUUGGCUUGCGACGCAGGAGUUUGAGCGUGUGUGGGCAUUAGCUGCUCGGCACUUGUCCGUGGUGGAGGCAGCUGACGACGCCGUGGCAUUCAUGAACUAUUCCGUUUCGUUGCUGUGUCGUCGAAGACGAACCCUUGCAGGCGGAAACGACGCAACUCGUUCUGAAAAAGAAAUUCACGUGGCCAAUAAACAGACACUGAUUAGUGCUUUAACAAUGCUAGCCGCGAUGAGCUCUUUAGGCGAAAUAGAACUCCAUACCGCAAAUGUUUCAGAAGCUGAGAUUGCAAAGAUAGGCUUCAUUGGUAAUAGGCUUCGACAUAUCCUCAGGUCAUGUAUAGCCGACUUAGAGCUGUCAAAGUCCACACGGUCUGGUCUAGGGAAUGACUUGCUGCAUCUCGCCUACUACAUUUCGUCGAGCGAUGCCCGAGCCGACAACGACAUCAGUUCUCGCCUCAAAUUCAGUAUUGAACAAGCAUGGCGACAACACGCGGGUGAUAAUUCCGCAAGAAGCAACCGCAUGAGACAUCACCUUACCGAUAUAUCUUCAUUUAUGUCGUCAGUAGCUCGUAGCUGUGGUAGAGGACUGAAUUUGGCGUCUCAUAAUUGUUUAGACAUGCUAUUUGGACAGCUCACGGACCUCGGGCUCGACCAGGAAAUCUUGGAUAGCAUGAAGGGGAUAGCUGCUUUUUCGCUUGCGCAGCAGACCAAUAACAUAAAAGAUUUUAUCUACGCAGAAAAACUAGCCUGCAAUCAGCAUUCGGGCGCAGGGGACGGCGCUCGUACGCGACCUCUCUUUUCGGGUUACCGGUGGGAGGAAACUAUAGGCGAGUGGGUUACAGUCAGCCCUAGACGUCUACCCCCGGCCAGAACAAGGCAGCUUCGAUCGUCGUCCAGGUCAGAUAGAGGUCGCGUAAUAGAUGGUGGCGAGCAGAGAGCCACUCAGCCCGGGGUGUCCAUAUAUGGUGAAGCAGAGAGUGUCCCAGGUCUGGAAAUAGAGGGGACAGUGCCUAAGACCCCCGGCGCCGAACACGUCAACACCAGAAAACGUGCGCACUCUUGUUCCCAGGGUGACAAGCCACAAGCGGCUACGGGACCACGCCGAAGCAAAAGCUUCGUCGUUCUACAGGCUGCCAAGCCGGCCCAUUCGUCACUGGAUGACGAGCUCGGCUCCGACAAAGAAAACAGUAACUGUGUUAUUCGUAAGAAACCAAGAAGGAGCAUUGACAAAAAGACCUUGCUUGGCAGCAAAUUGCGAUCCAGCCUGGGGGGUUUAGAUAGCAUUGGUAUUCCCGGGGGCGAUUGUAGUGAUGACGAACUUUGCAUGUGAGAGUCGCUAGCUGCAGGGCUAGGUAUGAAAUGUAUUUUAUAGAGCACGAGAUGACAUCGUUUUCCCAGCAUAAGGCCACUUGGUCGGUUUUUAUUUUCUUUUGAAAAUCUCUCUUCGGACACCAUGGGAUUCGGGAUUGAGGAGAAUAAAGGAUUUUGACAGCUGAGCGCAGGUUAUGGCAUUUUCAACGUGAGCUGCGCCGCUGGAUGGCGUUCGGAUAGACAGGAUAGAAAUACUAAUGAUAUCGAUAUGCACA
Molecule: messenger RNA, 3170 nt
Organism: Daldinia caldariorum
Lineage: Eukaryota; Fungi; Ascomycota; Sordariomycetes; Xylariales; Hypoxylaceae
Exons: 1
Coding region: 428-2914 (828 amino acids)
Source: RefSeq, a predicted model, not a curated record